Paramormyrops kingsleyae is the source of this 5674-nucleotide messenger RNA. The record is from RefSeq and is a predicted model, not a curated record. NCBI's taxonomy places the organism in Eukaryota, Metazoa, Chordata, Actinopteri, Osteoglossiformes, Mormyridae.
CGACAUUCGAUAAGGGCGGGGUGACAGUCACGCCGAAUGCUCUGUUUAUGCCGUUUGCAAUCUGCACCAUCCUGCAAAGCAUGAACCGCUAUGACGCUACGAUACUUUUGCAAGAGUCAGAUACCUAUUUGUGUGUUUUAAAAAGGGGGUGCAGAGCAUUGCAGGUCAAACCAUCAGCUCGGCUCCCGUCGGCGUGUCAUGGAUAGAGGUCAGGAGCGCGGUCCUUCAGAAGUUGGAGAGAACAAUGAAUGAGCGCGUUGGUUUGAUCCGGAGGGCUGUUAUGGGCGUGGCUUCUGCUUAGGGUUCAAAAGCCGGGGUCCGCGGGAAUGUAAACUGCGGCGUCAGUGAGAGAGCCGUCUCCCCAGGGCUGCUUCUCCAUGUCAAGCGAAUAUACAGGUCUGGAGCCGCAUGCGGUCCAACCUGACUGAGCUCUUCUGCAGGUUGCCAGGCAACCAGCGCCCUGGCAGUGACAUGCUUUUUGCAGAAGAUGUGAAACUCACUUCAAACGCAGAUGGCGCUUUCUGCAGUAUGCGGUUUUGCUUCUGAGCGAACGAUCUGUACUGAUCGUUCAGUGAUAGAUAUCAGCCCUUUGACCUGGGGGGGGGGGUUUAGCUUGAGUCGGACGGUAGGCAUUUUGUCUUUGGCCUUUUGUACAGUGACUGCUAUGGUUACAUAAUUGAGAGGCUCUGUGAAAGUUCCGUCCACAAGCAUGGCAGACAGCUGCAGUUCUUUUUUGAGCUUCCUUCCGAGCGUCUGCGAGGUGCAGCUUCCGCUCCCUGCUACAGGAACUGUAAUGCAGGGUCACGGUGACUCUGAAAGCUAUCUUAGGAAGCACAGAGCACGAGGCAGGGGACACCUGGGGUCAAUCACAAGCACCCAAACUCUGCCAAUGUACGGCCGCCAUGCAAUGUCUUCUUGACUUUCAGUUACCCAGAAUCCUCAUUGCCAUGUUGCAGUAAGCAGUAGUGCAGCUACAGUGAAACAUGCCCCCUUUUUUCCAUUGUGGGAGGGUGCUCUGCAGAUCAGGGAAUCACCCUAACUAUUUUAGAUUCCAUAUUGACAGGGGCUGUGCGUAUCAUCUCAUCCAAAGGUACAACAGCAGCAUCCUGCUGGAAUUUCAUCCUUAUUUAAUGCUCCACCAAGUGCUGCUAUUUACACCUGAGCCAGUGGUACAAUUUCUUCUAUUUCAAAGUGCAUUGACUUAAACUCUCCAGGGCUGGAGACAAGUAAUUUCGUCGAGGGGCAACUACAAAAAGACCGAACGCUAGCCCACUGCCGGACUGCAUUUUUCUUUUUACUAAACUAGCCUUGUCGGCUAGUGCCAAAAGUAUUUAAGUUCCAUCCCUGCUUACCACUGAGAUUUUUCAAGAUUAUGCUGCAUAUGCAUGUGUCUUGUCCUUUUCAGUGUGGCGGGGUUCAAUGUUGUACACACACCAGCUCUGACCCCACAUCCUGCGUGUCUUAACCAGCCAGGCCCCCGUCAGUGGGCUAGCGCAUUAGCACACUGUCACGCCGGCCUGUCAGGUGUCCCAGCCCUCCUGGACUCCGGUGCUGCGGCGCCUGAAAAUCAUCCACACGCUGCAUUAUUCAUCUGCUUGGUGCUUAGCGUGCGCUUUCAUCUGCGGCGAUUUACAUAGCUUAGCAUUUCAUGCCUUGCCCGUUUACUCAGCUGGGUAGGUCUUUGUCUUUCUUUUAUAUCAAACCAGGCUAAGCAGCUCACUCAAGGGCACGCCAUCUCUCCUAGGUCAGCGUCCAUGACUACUAUGCUCCCAGCUGCUCAGUGGCAAUCGUCACAAAGACAUAAAAUUUACAGUACUUAUGUCAACAGCAGCCCGUUUAAGAAUGUGUCUUUACUUAAAGAUGAGCACACUCCCCAGUAGACCCAUCCAAAACGGAGUCUCUUUCAGAUUUCAGUUCAAAGACACCUGUCGGUUUUGAAAAGGUGCAGAAAGUCCAACUUUCCAUUCUGCCGGUAACACAAACCCCCAAGUUUACCUCAUACGUCACUACUGCUGGGCUGAAUCACUAAUAUUUGUGCUCCUCGACAUGAGGGGUAUUCCACAAAACAAGAUUUCCUAGUUAGCUGGAUAACUUAAGCUAACUGUGAAAACUGUCCAAUAGGAAGACAGGUCCUAAUGCUUCACCUCAGGGAUGUUUGAUACAUGAAGAGUAAAAACAGCUUAAAAUGUGCUGAUUAAUGAGCCUGAAGCUGUCUCUGCUAGCGUAGGUCAUACCCAGGACAGGAUUUUACGAAAAAUAAGUGACCACAUAAAGACUGAAAUAUUUUUCUCAGCAAUAGUGAGCAGAGGGUGGGCAAUGCCUUGCUUAGUACGCUUACUUUCACGGAUCUUGUACCACAGCAAAGUUCUAUCGCACUCAAAACAUCUCGAGACCCUGUUGAAAAAAACAGCAAAAAACCAACCUAUGCUGGUAGCUGGUCUUAGCUGGUCUAAGAUGGUCUUAGAUGGUCUAGGAUGGUCUUAGCUGGUCUAAGAUGGUCUUAGAUGGUCUUAGAUGAUCUAGGAUGGUCUUAGCUGGUCUAAGAUGGUCUUAGAUGGUCAUGUCCCAGCUCUUGCUGUUCUUUGAUGGUUUAACUGGGUGAGUCACCAGUUAGUCAUGCUGGUGUAGUCAGCCUAUCAAGCUGUUCAUGCCCAUAUAACCAGCUCAACCAUCAAACCAUCAUGCAAAAUCAAGGUCAAGGUGGUAUUUUUCAGCACACAGUGCUCAAAACCCAGUUGCUCUGGACCCACUUGGAAAGAUUCUGCUACAGUGCCAUCAAAAGAUGACACACUGUGUCCUGGUUCCACAGCCAGGGCGCAUUACGUGCAUCUAUAGAGUAUUCCUGUAUUGAUUUUUAAUUCUUCAGCUGCUUAGUGCGGACAAGAAAACAAACGAGAUACAUUUCUCAAAACAUGAUGAGUUUGUCAAUAUUUUUCUGUUCUCUGCUGCCAUAUAAAGAGGAAGGCAUCUUACAAUCAGCCAGAACCAAGUCUUAUGUCACACAGAUCGGUGUGGAGCUGUGCAACCUCGAGCAGAAAGAGCGAGGACUAUUUCGCUGAGCCGAUGUGCCAAGUAACUGACCGAGGAAUAUAUGGAAACUUCUGGGAAUGAUGUCCUUGCUACAUUGGAAUUACAUGGGAUCCGUCUUCCUCGUGAUGACACAGCAGCAACCUCAACCCACUGAAGAGGACCCAAUCUGAAGCGGGUAAGGCUGCUGUGAAACACAAACAGCCACAGCAGUGAUGGAGCUGACGUCCUCGAUGACGUCAACUGCCAUAAUCUCCCAGCAAGCUGCGCGAUUGGCUCGCCAAGGCCGGAGGCCCCAGGCUAAGCGAAUUGGGCGAAAGGAAGAGAUGAUGUCACACCCGCUAAGCCGGUGCCCCGUCCUAGUAAUUAAAUUGUCACAUGGAGCCCAGGAGGUGGAACAGCAGGAGUCUUAAGUGUCACCGAUCCGUCCAGAGAGCAGCCGCAGCGGGAGAGAGACCAUGGAUGACAGCGAGGUGACGGUCACAGUCCUGGAGGCUGCGGAAUCACACAAACGAAUCAAAAAGCUAAGCUGGUUAGUCGCAGGAAGGAGGUGCAAUUAAAACAGCACAAUUUAAACUAAAACCCCCCCAUUCAUCUGCUCCAGCCAUACACACUGCUCCAUAGCAUCCACCCAACAUGCUGGGAAGAUAAAGAUGUCCAGUAUGAAUGAGUGACAGGUAGACAGAAGAUGGAGAGACCUGGGGUAAGAGUAGGAGGUGCGCACUCCUCCGUACUGUAUGUGUCUGUUGUUGUCUUCCCUGUUCAGGUUUGCCGGUCAUGGGGAAUCUCAUUAAGGUCCUUGGGAAGGAUUUAGAAAACUGUCCACAUUUUUUCCUGGACUUUGAAAGGGACACAUGGGGAAUCUUCUGAAGGUGUUGGCCUGCACCGACCUCGAGCACGGCCAAAUAGUUUUCCUUGACUUUGAACAUGCCCAACCCACAGAGGCGGAGACGGCAGUGUGGAACCAGGUCAGCGCUGUGCUGGAGGAGGCCCACGGCAUCCUGGCAGAGCUGCAGUCCUAUAACGGAGCGGGCCAGGAGAUACGAGAGGCCAUUCAGAACCCAAGUGACCUACAGCUGCAGGAGAAGGCCUGGAAUGCAGUGUGCCCCCUGGUGGCCAAGCUGAAGCGCUUCUACGAAUUCUCCCUCAGACUGGAGAACGCACUGCGCAGCCUGCUGGAGGCGCUGACGAGCCCGCCGUACGCCCCCAUGCAGCAUCUGGAGCGUGAGCAGGCUCUGGCAAAGCAGUUUGCUGAGAUCCUUCACUUCACGCUCAGCUUCGACGAGCUGAAGAUGACCAACCCAGCCAUCCAAAAUGAUUUCAGCUAUUACAGGAGGACCAUCAGCAGGAACCGGUUAAAUAACCAGCAGCUGGAUGCCGAAAAUGAGGUGAACAAUGAGAUGGCCAAUCGGAUGUCGCUGUUCUAUGCAGAGGCCACGCCCAUGCUGAAGACACUCAGCAAUGCCACCACCAAAUUCGUGUCAGAGAACAAAACGCUGCCAAUCGAAGACACAACGGACUGCUUGAGCACCAUGGCCUGCGUGUGCCGAGUCAUGCUGGAGACGCCGGAGUAUCGCUGCCGUUUCACCAACACGGACACCAUGCUCUUCUGCAUGCGGGUCAUGGUGGGCGUCAUCAUUCUCUAUGACCACGUCCAUCCAGUGGGCGCCUUUGCCAAGACCUCCAAGAUCGAUAUGAAAGGCUGCAUCAAGGUGUUGAAAGAGCAAGAUUCCAACAGCGUGGAAGGGCUUCUAAAUGCUUUGAAGUACACGACGAGGCACCUAAAUGACGAUAGCACCUCCAAACAAAUCAGAGCCAUGCUGCAAUGAGUGCGGGGGGGAAGGGAGAGGGGGGUGAGCACGGGAUCGAUGUUGAGGAGAGAAAGAGGGGAGACUGUCGAGGGAAAGAGGAGGGCUGGGAAGAGGUUACGGGCGCGACCCAAACUCUGAGGCCCCUUAGGUUACAUGAACGACAUGCAGAACCAUUCGUGUCAAUAUCUUGUUGUCAAUAUAUAUAUAUAUUGUCAACUGCUCAUCUCCAUGUCUCUCAUUUUAUACAAAAAAGAAACAAAAAAAUAGAGAUAUAUAUUAAAGUGAAAACAUAAAAAACACAGUGUAUGACAUAAAUAGGACAAAAGAAGAGAAAUUAUAUUAGAAAUUUUAAGGUUAAGAAAUGGAAAACGAAAGUCCAUAUUCCAAUUUAAGAAAAGUAUUUUUGCACUCGUUAAGAAAUCAAUGCCAUCACUAUCAUUUCACUGUAAAGGCAAAAAAUAAAAAAGGCGAGAAAUGAAGUGUACAGUCAAAUCCUACUUACCUGCAUUCUGAUUUCAUUUGAUUUGGUAUCAUGGCCUCAUCUUACCCAUAAUCCUCGGCCGCCAUUGGUAGUGCUUCAUGCCGAUUGGCUGGCGCGCUUUCCUUACUUGGUACAGAAGACAGAUGUCCAACAGGGCCACAGUCUCUCCAGCUGAUUUUUCGCAUCGAUGCAGACAGGACAGGACAGUCAAAUAUAUAAAUAUCAGAUUUUGCGUUUUGUAAAAGGAAGCCUGUGUUAUGACAUUGUUAGACAAUGUUAGACGCAAGAAACUAUUUUCUGGGUAUUACAAAAAAAAAAAAUGACCUAAUCCAGUGAACUGCUAUAAACUGCUGUU